Molecule: messenger RNA, 354 nt
Organism: Geodia barretti
Lineage: Eukaryota; Metazoa; Porifera; Demospongiae; Tetractinellida; Geodiidae
Source: the annotation of a GenBank genome assembly
AUGAGACACCGCCUCUCGGGAAGAAAACUUGGCCGCCCCACAGCGCAACGCAUGCUGAUGCUGCGAGGGAUGGUGACGGACCUGCUCAGGCAUGAGAGCAUCAGGACUACGGAAGCGAAGGCGCGCGAGGUGCGCCCGCUCGCAGAGAAGAUUAUAACGCGGGGCAAGCACGGGACGCUGCACCAACGCAGGCAGGCAGCCGCCUUCCUGACCGACGACGAUGUGCUGCGAAAGGUAUUUGACGAGCUUGCGGAACGCUACGAAAACAGGCCCGGCGGUUACACCCGUCUCACUAAGCUAGGACCGCGCAAGGGUGAUGCCGCGCCCAUGGCAGUGAUCGAGUUGAUGCCCUAG